CAUGCAAGUUGUAUAUGCCCUUACCGUUUCGCUCAGCUACUCCGUCCUCUCCUCCUCACAGCUAUACGGCGACGACCUAACCCUAGCGCCACCACUACACCGGCGUGCAUCACCGCCUCCGGCAGCCCCCCUGAACAAGUUCUCCUUGGAAUUCCGAUCUUUCUAGAAGUCAGAGUUUGCUCUCUCUAGGGUUAGAGGUUUGGAGCCACCGCCCCUCUCUCCCCGUCCCCAUGGCCGACCUCGGCAGCUUCGGCAGGCGGCGGCAGCCGACUGCUGCGGAGGUGGUGGGGCGCCUCAAGGAUGACGGAGAUUUCGACGCCCUCCGCCGCGCCAUCGUCCGCAAGGUCAAGGACAACGAGGUGCUGCGCAACAACAUAAUCACAGAAGUGAAGCAGUCAAUGGUACUAAGUGAAGAUGGCUCUGAAAAGUUAAAGCUAAAAGAACUCUCUGAUGCGAUUUUUCAAGACGUAGGGAGCAAAAUAAUGGGUCAAAUAUCAGACGAGGUGUGGAGUGUCAUCCAGUCAGGUGAAACUGAUAUCCGAGGAAGUGUGGAAGCUGUCUUCGAUAGGAUAAUGAACCCUGAACAGCAACAGGACACAGGGCCUUCUCCCAAGAAGCUGAAGAGAAAUGGCAAAGGAGAGCAAGUUUCGCCAGCAAAGGCAUCAGCCCCUGUUACUGUCCAGGUGGAAGAUGAUGAUCCAGAGGAACCACCAGGGUUUGGUUUGAGUGACCUUCAGCGCAGCAACAUGGUAGUAAAGCAGGAGCAGCCAUGUGAUGAUGGGCAGAAUCAUACCCAAGUGAAACCAAAUGGUGGUGAGCUAGUGGGAGCUGGUAGCUUGGGGGACGCCGAUGAUGAGGAUCCUGAUGUGCCUCCUGGAUUUGAUGCGCCUCCUGGAUUUGGUUAACAGCCUCCUGGAUUUGGUUGACAGCCCUGCGAUCUUCUAUGACAGUGUCGUCGUUUCUGUGGCAGCAAUGCGCGAGAAGAUUUCUUGUUUGCUGCUUUGAGGGUGUAGCUGUUCAUACGAGAACCUUGAGUCAUGAAAGUGAACCUGUACAUUCUGUGAUGGUGGCAACUGCCAAGUUCAUACCGCCCUUGGCUUUAGCUUUGUUGUGUUAAUCAGAAGACAUAUAUUGACAAUAGACUAAAUAUUUUGCCCGAACAAUGGCGUCGUCCUAUGCAUCAUCUCCAGAUUGUGAUACACAGUACUCCUGAGAGUGGUAGUAGAUAUGCUGUUCGUUUAAUGACUAAAGGUGGUGUUCUGUUUUUUUUAAUGAGAUCAUGCUUUUUUGGCAAA
Molecule: messenger RNA, 1295 nt
Organism: Aegilops tauschii subsp. strangulata
Lineage: Eukaryota; Viridiplantae; Streptophyta; Magnoliopsida; Poales; Poaceae
Source: RefSeq, a predicted model, not a curated record